This is a messenger RNA of Hibiscus syriacus, 1101 nucleotides long. Its product is annotated as 2-oxoglutarate-Fe(II) type oxidoreductase hxnY-like. The transcript has 11 exons. Lineage: Eukaryota; Viridiplantae; Streptophyta; Magnoliopsida; Malvales; Malvaceae. The record is from RefSeq and is a predicted model, not a curated record. The coding region runs from base 27 to 941 and encodes 304 amino acids.
UCAGCAGAAACCAACCGGAAAAAACAAUGCGAGACGCUCUACAACUUCCCGUCGUUGACUUAUCCUCACCGGAUCGCUUCUCCACCGCCGACUCCAUCCGUCAGGCGUGCAUUGAGCAUGGUUUCUUUUACCUUGUGAAUCAUGGGGUUGAUGAAGAACUGGUUAAGAAAGUUUUUGAGCAGAGUAGCAACUUCUUUUCACUCCCAGUUGAAGACAAGAUGAAGUUGGUUCAAAGGAAUUACAGAGGUUAUGUUGGACUUAAUACUCUAAAACUUGAUCCUUCAAGUGCCAAAGCUGACUCUAGAGAAGGCUUCUAUAUUGGUCCACUAGCUGAUGACCUCAAUCAAUGGCCUUUAGAAGAAGAUCUGCCGUCUUGGAGAAGCACAAUGGAGACUUAUUUUCAUAAACUGCUGUCUGUUGGUACUAAAUUACUCUCCUUAAUUGCACUAUCCCUGGAAUUAGAUGAAGAUUUCUUUGAAAAACUGGGUGCACUUAAUGAUCCAUUGGCGAUUAUUGGUUUAUUAUAUUAUCCAGGGGACUUGGAUUCUUCCGGUGAAGAAAUAUAUGGUGCUUCUGCUCAUUCAGAUUAUGGAAUGAUCACUCUUUUGAUGACUGAUGGUGUUCCAGGGCUUCAGAUUUGCAGGGAGAAAACCCAGAAACCACAAGUUUGGGAGGAUGUGCCAAGCAUGAGUGGGGCGUUCAUUGUUAACAUCGGGGACGUGAUGGAGAGGUGGACCAACUGUUUGUUUAGAUCAGCAAUGCAUAGAGUGCUGCCACCAGGACAAGAACGCUACUCCGUGGCUUUCUUUGCGAACCCCAACAAAGACUGCCUCAUCGAAUGUUUUGAAAGCUGUUGCAGUGAGUCUUGUCCCCCAAGGUUUCCACCCAUAAAGUACUUGGACUUCAUGCAAGAGCGCCUUAGAGUUUCAUUUGACUUGUAGUUCAAGUUAUGCAUCCUUUUCACGUAUUGUAUUCCAAACUCAUUUCUUCUAAAGAGUUGCAAAUAUUGAAAUCAACAUGUUCACAGUGUGCAGACGACUGUAAAGAUACAGUAAUAUGUAAUAAACAGACCAAUGACAGUGAAAAAAAAAGAAGAAACAG